CACUCAGGCACUGCUCCAGAAUCUCCCAUAAGUGUUGAAUCGGGUUGAGACCUUUUAAACCCCCUAUGCUCCUUUGAGACCUCUCUUUCAAAGUCACAGAUCUUUUUUAGACGUGGUCGCCAAAAUAAUGGGAAACGGGGCAUUUUAUACGUGACCCUAAGCAUGAUGGGAUGUUUUAAUUGCGUGAUUAACUCAAACCCCAUCUGUGUGGUUGCAACGGCUUUCAACAUGAAUCCCUCAUUCACUCGAAGUAUUUGCUUUUAUUUUGGUAUUUACCUCGUACCUAAUGAAUGUGAUUCAAUAUCAUGCACAUCUGCCAUAUUUUAUUCAUCAAGCAAUAAGGCAUGUAGUGCAUGGAGCCUAAUGUAACUCACAUUAUUUGAGCUUUACGAAUCCAAGUGGUUUUGCAUAGCGGUAUUGUACAUUUAAAGUUGAUCAAUUUCCACGCUAAAACUCGGGUAUCCUAAGGGUACUCGCCACUUGGGGUAGUAUGCACCCUUUCAAAACUUCAGUUCAGUCUUCUAUUUCGAAAACAAUUGCUUGUGUAGCUCAAAGCCUGCCCAUGUGUAAGGCCUGCUUACAUAGUUUUCUUUCGAGUAUUAAGUAUUGUCAGUCCGUCCUAUAUAUAACUCUCAAACACGGCUGUAGCUGCUUCAAUUCUCGUUAAAGGCAAUCCACACAAAGGCCAUUAUACCACAUCGAAUCUGAUUUUACUGUUUAAGACAAUGUAUGUAAAUGUGUCUGAUUUUAGCUGAGAUUAUAGUUCUUUAAACCUACUCUGACACCUCUUGAUUGGUUUGAGGAUCCCUGAUGCCUUAAAGUGAAAAUGUGCCAGAUUUAAUAUUGUUUCUAUACGAUUUCCUGCCUUCUCCACAACAUCAAAACUAGAAUUUAAUGUAUUGGGUUAUGAACUGGGAACAAUAAAAUUGUAUCUGGAAUUUUGAAUAGAGAAAAAGUUUAUCUAUGCAAUUCAAAUUACCGACCUGGGAGUGGGGAAUUUGGCAGUCAGAGGGCUUAGUCUAAAGUCCCUGUUAUGUUCAUAUGUAUGCAUUGUAUUCCCUUGAUGUAUAAUAAAACCCUUUCCUUUGGGAUAGAUGCAUCACACAAAAACACUGCAUGCCGUCUACCAAAUAAUGAGUCAAGGUGUCCACAGCAGUAGUUAUGAAGCCUUCCGGGCGCUGCUAACAGAAUAAAUACAUCUCAAUGGAACGCCGGGGGAGUUUCCGCCGUUGGUUACCGUUAUCAACAACAGCAAGCCAGGCAACAACAUGAUUGUGGUCCUUGUCUUGUGGGUGGUAUGAAAUAAUACCUAUCAAACAAAAGCAUUUUUUUUUUGUACUAAUGGAGCCAUGUAUCCAAGUGUCGGUAUAUAACGUGUAGCAUGUUGGAAUAAGAGCAUUAGCUAGCUAGAUAUGAAUUAAACCAGAAGUUUAUAUUGCUAGCUUUUUUUUUUUUUUUUUUAACUUUGACGUUACUGUAGCUAGGUACUGUACUAGCCAAAUGUGUGCUCUAGCUAGUAUUUUCAGUCUUGUAGGAUAUGUUGAGAUGUUGUAGAUAAGCAAGCUAUAUGACUAAAUCAAGACGGUUAACCCCAUUUUAUAUCCUGGACUUGGUCAUUUCAAAAUGUCUUGACAAGUAGUCCCAGUGGGCGGUUUUAUUAAUAAAGGUCAACACUAUCGGAUCUGCUACAGUACAGGCUGGCCAAGUAACGUUAGGAGUAUAUUAUGGCCGAGGACAAGAUUGAUGAGUGACUAGUGUGUGAUCUGACUUCUCCUGUGUGAUUGCUAGCAAGUCAUUAACGUUACUCAUCACUUAUGACUGCUGUUGUCACCAAGUCUGAUCCUUUAUCAGAGGCAGCUUGUCGACUCUUUAAUCCACAUAAGACCCUGACACUGCUUUAAAGCCAUCCAAGCUGUUGAGUCUCCUGCUGCAAAUCUGGUCAGUGAAAAGUGAAGAACACUGGAGAAUUGGAGAGCAGUUUAGGCCGGAUAUCGGGAUGAAGCAGGACAUUGCUGCACUGGAGCUGGUAGAAGUUCGAAAGUUACAUGAAUUAGUGCGGAGACUAGAAAUUCAAAAUGAAUCUCUAACUGAGAGGCGAAGAAAUAUCAACACCAAAAAACAGGCUCUCUCUGGUGUGCUUAUCAGCUGUCCCUCUUCACCGGAGGAACAUCUAAAUUGCUGUGAUUUGCCAGACCCUGAACCAGCAGAGGUCAACGGUGGGGAUGGUAUAUCUCCACCUCCUCUUGAAAGCCCCAGAGAUACACUAGUGAGGCAGGAUGGACACGUAUAUGAUGGCUGUUAUACACACUUGCCCCACAGUGACAUGUUGGAAGAGACACACAGGCAGGGAUGCAUAGGGUCAGAUGAGCUGGUGGUCAGGGACACAGAGAAAAGAGCAGAGCACUCUUCUCUGGAGCUAGUGGACCUCCUGGACCUAGAGGAGUGUUGUGAGGUGGAGAAUGAAGUGAGCUGGUUAUAUGAGUCACCCAAGAAAGGGGCAUCUGCCGAGAGAAGUGAUGUGUCCCCUAUAAAGUGGUGCAGACAGGUCCUGGACAACCCCAGCCCUGAAACAGAGGUGGCAUGUCGCACACUAAUUAAUAUCCUGGACCAAAAGACGAGAUGGAGUAGUAUCUUUAGCAGUCGCUACCACAGACGUCCUGUAGCCUUCCCUGACACUGGCCAUCGCUGCAUGGGCUCACCUUCCCCUCGGUACCAGAGAUCAACUGACAGAAGUCAACAAACCAACAAACCUAACAGCUCAGAUGGCAAUGAUGCCAUUUUACCACCAAUGGACGAGAAUGAGCCGAGUUUCUCAGAUGACUCCAUCACCAUGGGCUACAGGCUGCAGGACCUCACUGAUGUCCAGAUCAUGGCUCGCAUGCAGGAAGAGAGUUUACGACAGGACUAUGCCUCCAUCCCUGCUGCCCCCACACCGUUCAGGGGUCCUGGUGCAUCCAUGCUGUCACCUUCUAAUUAUAGCUACAGUGAUCUGGAGUUCGACAAGUAUAGCCUGGAGGACACAGUCGCAUACACACCGCCUCCCAGCCAGCUGCCCCACUACCGCCGUUCCCCAUUGGGCCAGUCACCCAGAGCCAUAGCCCAGCCUGGUUACAGCAACCAGCUGCCAAGGCCUCCCUGUCAAGCGACCACUCAAUCUAAGCUGUUUAAGAUUGCAAAGAGCAGAGAGGGUCUGAGAAGCAGCAUGUCCAACCAGGAUUCACCCCCUCGCACCAGCCUCCGCUCUCUCCAGGCAGUCAGGAACAGCCGCAACCUGGAGGCCAAUGGCCAGCUCCUCACAGACCACCCCACCUCCCACCUCACCUACCCUGUAGCAGGUUCAACCAGAUCUCCACCAGGUGAGUCUUCAGUCAGGCUUAGGAGUGGUGGCCGAUCUUCAUCUGUUUCUGCCAAAACCUUGAACUCCAGUGACCCCCCUGCAACUGGAGCAGCACGGCAGUCCCUGAGAGAAUCAUUUCAGGCCUUGUCUAUUAGAGGGCCGCCGAGAGCCCAGUCCCUCAUCCCCUCUGGUUUGAGGAUCCCCUGUCCCAGUAAGGACUUUUCAGUUGGAGGGUACCUAUCAAGUCAUGUCUAUGCCUCCCCUGAGAGGUCGACUACCAUGGCUUGGGGCAGACUGGGGCAGCCUGCCAAUAACCAUAGGUAAAAAGGUAUACUCAAUGUUUCUCAGUAAUUCCUCAGUAAUCUGUAACAUACUCUCACUCAAAAUAACUCCACUUAAUGUAUUAAAGCACAUUAAACAGUG
Messenger RNA from Oncorhynchus gorbuscha (pink salmon), 3760 nucleotides. Its product is annotated as SLAIN motif-containing protein-like. The transcript is spliced from 8 exons. The record is from RefSeq and is a predicted model, not a curated record. Gene Ontology annotation, cellular component: microtubule plus-end. The coding region runs from base 1997 to 3661 and encodes 554 amino acids. Gene Ontology annotation, biological process: microtubule nucleation; positive regulation of microtubule polymerization; cytoplasmic microtubule organization. NCBI's taxonomy places the organism in Eukaryota, Metazoa, Chordata, Actinopteri, Salmoniformes, Salmonidae.